GGCAGCCAAUCAGAGCGGGGCUUUUUGGGCGCUGCGGAGGCGGCCGAGGCGGACGCUGUGAGGCGUGAAGCAUGGGCCUCCUCGCGGCCUUGACCCGCGGCCUGGUCCGGGGAGCCGACCGGACCGCCCCUUGGAGCAGCAAGCGGGGACCCCGCACCUUCUACAAAAGCCGGGGGGCCAAAGGCACGGGCUACUUCACCCGCGGCUGGAAGUUCAUCACCGUGAAGGAGAUGGUGCCCGAGUUCGUGGUGCCGGACCUGACGGGCUUCCCGCUCAAGCCCUACGUCUCCUACCGGGCCCCCGCAGGGACGGACCCCCCGCUGACCGCGAAGCAGCUCUUCACCGAGGCCGUCGCCCCGGCCAUCGAGAGGGACUUUAAAGAAGGGAAGUUCGACCCGGGAGACCUGGAGAAGUACGGUUUCGAACCCACGCAGGAAGGCAAGCUGUUUCAGCUGUACCCCAAGAACUACGUUCAGUAGGGAGGCGGGGAAAUCAACCCCGAAGCCAGACUCCCUCCCACGGAAGUCGUCUUUGCUCUGGAAGGAAAGGGGGCAUUUAAGGGGAAGGGCUUCCGGUCUUGCGGUGUCUAUUAAAAGCCGACCCUGAUAU
This is a messenger RNA of Tachyglossus aculeatus (Australian echidna), 609 nucleotides long. RefSeq names its product mitochondrial ribosomal protein L41 (gene MRPL41). The record is from RefSeq and is a predicted model, not a curated record. Gene Ontology annotation, molecular function: structural constituent of ribosome. Bases 72 to 479 code for a protein of 135 amino acids. The transcript is spliced from 2 exons. Gene Ontology annotation, cellular component: mitochondrial large ribosomal subunit. Gene Ontology annotation, biological process: translation. NCBI's taxonomy places the organism in Eukaryota, Metazoa, Chordata, Mammalia, Monotremata, Tachyglossidae.